Molecule: messenger RNA, 11955 nt
Organism: Trichoplax adhaerens
Lineage: Eukaryota; Metazoa; Placozoa; Uniplacotomia; Trichoplacea; Trichoplacidae
Exons: 22
Coding region: 1-11955 (3984 amino acids)
Biological process (GO): microtubule-based movement
Cellular component (GO): dynein complex
Molecular function (GO): minus-end-directed microtubule motor activity; ATP hydrolysis activity; dynein light intermediate chain binding
Source: RefSeq, a predicted model, not a curated record
AUGAAACCAAAUUUAGCUAGUAAUUUCGGGAAUGAAGCACAACCUGCGGACAUUUCAAUUUCAAGUAAAAGGCUACGAAGCUCUUAUAUUAAAGGAACAUCAGCUGAAAAUUUGUCCGAUACUUUAAAAGAUCCGAUAGAAAUCGUUCAGCUCAUCCGCAAAAAUCCAAAUCUAGGAUUUCUCUAUCUAGCACCUGCUGUUGAUCGCUCAUCUAUUGAAUACAACCCUUAUAACUUAAAAGUUGUAACACAUUCUGGUAUCAAUGCGAACGAUUAUCAUACCAUUAGCCAUAAAGGAGUAACACACAUUCGAGAGCGAGAGGAAACUGAAUUUACGGAGCUAGACUGUUGGGAGAAAGACUACAUACAUUACAAACAGUUAAUAAAGAUUAAAACUUUCUCCAGUUUCAGACUAUGGAAGGCCUUUGCAGUUUGGCGAAUGAAUGUUAGAAAAAGAAAAAUAAAUAACUGCAGGAACAAACUAGGAACAAAUCUUUUCAUAUUAAAUUCGAUCGCGGAAAGUCUGAGACAAUUUCAUCAGUUAACAAAAGAAGUUGUUAAGGAUGCAUGCUGCACGGCCUUAGAAGAAGCUGGAUUUUCUAUCGAUGAAUAUUAUGAUAUGGAUAAAGAGCAAUCUAUUUCACUUAAUUCACCUUCGUUUGCUGGACAAACCGGAUUCGAUAUUGACCCGUAUGGAGAUGCACCAGAGAAGAUGACUUAUACCGAACAGGCAAAUAAAAGAGCUCAUUGUCGAAGAUUGACUAGCUUCAUCCGGUUAGCAGAUUAUUUGGUUAUAAAUACGAUGCACUUACUUUGUGUUCGCUCGAUAUCAAAGCUGUUGCACGCACUAAAAGAACAACUGCAGCGAACGCCAACAAUGGAAGAAAUACAGCAUUUACAUAACGCUAAUGUUCAGGAAAAGAAGCUUUCAAAUUCAAAAACUAUUAUUGGACAACAUGACCAAAGCGAAAACGAAUCAUUUUCAACGCCUUUAUUCCAAGUUGAGCUACUACUUGAUCCGAAUUUUCUUUUUUUUAACCCAAGCCUUGACGAUUAUCACGAAGGCAUGGGAGAUCUCAUCAGAAAUUUUGAAGAUACAGUCCUUAGCGUCCCAAAUCUAGUAUCUGAUGAAUAUUUCGAUCCAUUUACAAGACCACUUAUUAAUGGAAAAUUAGAAGAAAAAACGUGUGGAGAGGGUCCAAAUUUAUCGACCAUCUUCGAAGAUGACAGACAUCUCCAAGGUCUAAUAGUUAACGUAAAGGAUACUAUGUCGGAGGCUUUCCAUUACACUACUCUGUAUUCGAAUACGUUCGAAUCUUAUCGUGACUUUUACAGAGAGAAUGAGGGCUUAAACCUUGAGCACAUGCGAACCGUAGAUCACGACGUGGACUUUUUCGCGAUAUCCCUAGCAAAGUAUCACAGAGAACAGAAGGAAGCCGAAAGUAUAACUGAAAAACAGCCUGUAGGGAUGAUGCUAGUUGAUGCCUCUCAGCUUAAAACAAAACUAUUGCCAUCGCCAAGGAAGUGUUUGGAGGUGGUUCACGACAUUUUGCCAGUACUUGCGAAAUCAAGAGUAGACCGGUUAAUAUCGGUAGCUCAAGAUGCGCAAUAUAGACUUGAAUUAGCUCCAUCAACAACUGCAGAAUUUGUGGAAAGUCUGACAUUUUUAGAACAGAUUCAAGUAUCCAUUGACAGCAACGAAAAAGAAUCAGAAACAAUAAAGGAGUUAUAUAAUUUGAUCGAUUCCUAUCAGGUACCAACACCACCGGAAGAUUUUGCCGUUUAUCAAACAUUAGCGCCAUCCAUUACAGCAGUAAGAAAUGCCAUCGAUAAAGCUGUUAGCGACAGAGACGCAAAUCUUGAGAAAUUUUGCGAUCACCUAGACAAAGAUAUUUCCGAAUUGAGGCUUGAAGUCAAUCAAAUUAAGAGUAAAGCCCAAGAUCCUAUGAUUCUUGAUCCGUUAUCGGACGUGGAAAAAGUAAAUGUAUUCCUUAUCGAAUUGCAUGAUAGAAUGGAGGCUCUUCAAAAGCGAGCGUAUCAGUAUAGAACAUAUCAGAAAAAUUUCAAAGUUGAGGUAACAAAAUUUACUGAUCUUGAAGAAACUCAUGCUGAGCUACGUUUGAAGCAAAUGUUAUGGGAUUCCCUUCAUGAAUGGGAACAAAUGACACGUGAAUGGAAAGUAGCAGAUUUUAAGGAAUUAUCUCCGGAAAUAAUUACCAAUCAAGUCGGCAAAUACACAAAACGCGUACAUCAGCUAGAGAAAGGUCUUCCCCGAAAUAACGCAGUACCUUUAUUAAAAGAAAAGGUUGAUCAAAUAAGGUUUAAAUUACCAGUUAUUACCAAUUUGCACAAUCCUUCCUUAAAGCCGAGGCACUGGGAUAUGAUUGAAAGUACCUUAAAUUAUCGAUUUACCAGCGAAAAUCCUUUAAGUUUAGGAUUGCUCGAUGAAAUUGGAGCUUUUGACCAUACCGAUGAAAUUAUAGAAAUUUCUAGUCAAGCCUCUAGCGAAGCCUCAUUAGAAACACUGUUAAAAAAAGUUGAAGAUGGAUGGAAGGCGACUGAAUUUAUAGUACUGCCAUAUCGUGACUCGAAGGAUGUUUUUAUUUUAGGAGGAACAGAUGAUAUCCAAGGUAUUCUCGAUGAUAGUUUAGUCAAUAUCAAUUUAAUUGCUAGUUCAAGGCACGUUGGUCCAAUAAAGAUCAGGGUUGAUGAUUGGGUAAAGCAGCUUACGCUUUUUAAUCAAACGCUGGAUGAAUGGUUGAUUUGUCAAAAGAGUUGGCUAUAUCUAGAGAGUAUUUUCAGUGCUCCUGAUAUUCAACGACAGUUGCCAGCUGAAGCGAAAAUGUUUAUGGCUGUAGAUAAAUCAUGGAAGGAAAUCAUGAGAAAGACAUCUCGCCUUCCAAAUGCAUUAAGGGCUUGCACCCAACCCGGACUACUGGAAACGUUUCAAAAUAAUAAUUCUAUGCUUGAUCAGAUCCAGAAGUGCUUAGAAGCGUAUUUAGAAUCAAAGAGAGUUGUAUUUCCAAGAUUUUAUUUCUUAUCUAACGAUGAAUUGUUGGAAAUCUUAGCGCAAACUAAAAAUCCUCACGCCGUGCAACCUCAUCUCCGUAAGUGCUUUGAUGGUAUUUUCGAGCUUGAAUUUGGUACUAUCCAAAACAUUCAUCAAGAAUCCAUUCCAAGCCACGAUCGAGGUGUGUCUCCAACGGGUACAAAAGUAGAGACUAAGACAAACGACAUAAUUAAUAUGAUUUCACCUGAGAAUGAAAGUAUAAGUCUUGGCCGUGGCCUUAAAGCUCGAGGUAAUGUAGAAGAUUGGUUAGGUAAAGUAGAGGAGCAUAUGGUAACCUCGCUACGAAGGGUUAUGAAGUCCGCCAUCGCUGAAUAUACACAGCAAGACCGGAAUGAGUGGAUCAUGUCGUAUCCAAGUCAGGUAGUUCUUGCAGUAUCUCAAAUAAUGUGGUGUCGCGAUAUCUCUCUAGCAUUUAACGAUGAAGAAGCUCACGAAGUUUUAAAGAAAUACGAACAAUCGUGUUAUCAAAGCUUAAAUAAUCUUGCAAUUCUCGUCAGGGGAGAAUUAACAGCUCUGUCACGAAGAAUUCUGUGUGCGUUAAUUACCAUUGAUGUCCAUGCUAGGGAUAUAGUAAGUGAUUUGGUAAAUUCAGGUAUUGUUGAAGAGACAAAUUUUGAGUGGGUAAAACAGUUACGAUAUUAUUGGGAUAUCGAUAUUGAUAACUGUGUCGUACGAAUGGCCAAUUCGAAAUAUGUCUACGGUUACGAGUACCUUGGUGCUUCUUCUCGCUUAGUUAUUACCCCCUUAACGGACCGCUGUUAUCUUUGCUUGAUGGGAGCGCUGCAACUUGAUCUCGGAGGCUCGCCAGCUGGACCAGCUGGAACAGGCAAAACCGAAACUACCAAGGAUUUAGCUAAAUCUCUUGCUAAGCAGUGUGUGGUUUUCAACUGUUCCGAAGGUCUAGAUUACAAGAUGAUGGGAAGAUUUUUUUCCGGACUAGCGCAGUCGGGUGCAUGGUGCUGUUUUGAUGAAUUUAAUCGUAUAGACAUUGAAGUAUUAUCGGUGAUUGCCCAGCAGUUACUGACGAUCAGAAAUGCGAAAAUUUCAAAGCUAGCUAGAUUUAUCUUUGAAGGUCGUGAAAUAAAAUUAAAUUUAACAUGUGCAACUUUCAUAACUAUGAAUCCUGGAUAUGCAGGCCGCACUGAACUGCCUGAAAACUUGAAAACACUUUUCCGACCAUUUGCUAUGAUGGUGCCCGAUUAUGCCUUGAUUGCUGAAGUAAUCCUAUAUUCAGAAGGAUUUGAGUCCUCAAAAUCUCUUGCCCGCAAAAUGAUUCAAAUGUAUAAGCUAUGCAGUGAACAGUUGUCGCAACAAGAUCAUUAUGAUUUUGGUCUUCGGGCUGUCAAAUCUGUUUUAGUUAUGGCUGGCUCCUUGAAACGAAGUAAUCCUGAUGUGAAAGAAGACAUCGUAUUAAUUCGCGCUCUUCGAGAUAGUAAUCUGCCCAAAUUUUUGGCUCAGGAUGCAGUUCUAUUUCAGGCUAUACUAUCGGAUCUCUUUCCUGGUUCGACAAUACCACAGCAUAAUUAUGGCCCAUUACAAGAAGCCAUCGAAAGUAUCUUAAAAGAAAAUGAGCUACAGGUACAUUCACAUUCAGUUAAGAAGAUUAUUCAGUUCUAUGAAACUAUCACUGUACGCCAUGGUGUAAUGUUGGUUGGCCCCACUGGUGGCGGAAAGACGACAUGCUAUAAAACACUUGGUUCGGCUCUUGGUAAGCUGUAUAACGAUGGACUUACUAAUGAUUACUAUUUGCCUGUAAAUCUGCACGUAUUGAAUCCGAAAUCUGUCACCAUGGGAGAAUUAUACGGUGAGAUCGACAAAGUUACACUUGAGUGGCGAGAUGGAAUUUUAGCAACUACUGUUCGCCACGCAGUUCAGGAUGACACUAAAGAGAGUCAUUGGAUUAUUUGCGAUGGUCCUGUCGACGCUUUGUGGAUUGAAAACAUGAACACAGUGCUUGAUGACAACAAAAUGCUCUGUCUUGCCAAUAGUGAAAGAAUAAAAUUAACCGAUUCUAUCCGUAUGUUGUUCGAGGUACAGGAUUUAGCUAUGGCAUCUCCAGCAACUGUUAGUCGUUGUGGUAUGGUAUAUAUUGAUGCACAGGGACUUGGAUGGAGACCUUAUGUUUUAACAUGGUUAGAGAAAGUACCCAAGCUACGCGAAGAGACCAAAGAAUACAUCUUAGACCUUUUUAAUCAAUUUGUAGAACCAGGAUUAAAAUUCGUAGCGAAGCAUUGCAUCGAGACCAUUCCGCAAGUUGCUAUUAGCAAAAUAUGUACGUUAUGUAGUCUUUUGGAGUCUUUAUUACAAACUGAUGGGCUCGACCUAUCCGUGGAACCGCAUAAAAUUCAUCCCUUGAUAUGUACAGUGUUUGUUUUCUGCUACAUGUGGUCAAUUGGUGGAAACUUAUUAGAGGAAUACUUGGACAAAUUCGAUUCCUUUGCUCGUGAUUUGUUCUCGGAAACGAACGAUGUCAAAUUACCAAGUAGUGGCGAUCUGUAUGGCUAUUAUGUUGAUUUCGAAUUGACUCGACGGCUAGAUUCGUGGGAAAGAAUCAUUCCACCUUUCAAAUUUAAACCUGAAGAUACCUUUAGUGACGUCUUAGUUCCAACACUAGACACGAUGCGGUAUGGAUAUUUAUUCCGUAAACUGAUUACAGUUAAUAAUUCAGUGCUUUUCACUGGAUCCGCUGGUGUGGGAAAAUCUGUUAUUGCCAAGCAUUUUUUACAGAUUAUGUGCGAGAAAGAAAACUAUGUUUCGGUAUUUCUGAACUUUUCUGCACAAACUAGCAGCAAAAGGAUUCAGGAAACGAUCGAAAGCAAAUUAGAGAGAAAACGCAAAACUAUCCUUAGUGCUCCUGCUGGAAAGCAUAUGAUUUUAUUUGUCGAUGAUCUAAAUAUGCCAAAGUUAGACAGAUAUGGAUCGCAGCCACCUAUUGAACUAUUACGACAAUAUCAGGAUUUCGGUGGAUUUUAUGAUCGUGACAAACUAUUCUGGAAAGAAUUAAAGGAAGUUACUAUUUGUGGAGCGUGUGGGCCUCCUGGGGGAGGUAGAAACCCCGUUACCCCUCGAUUUUUACGUCAUUUUACGAUUUUGGCGGUACCUCAACCAGCUGAUUUUACCUUAAAACAUAUUUUUAAAUCGGUUCUGCGAGGGUUUCUGAGUGAAUUUCCGGUACCUGUUAAAAGUUGUGCUGAUGCAAUUGUUGAUGCGGGUGCUGACCUUUACCAGCGUAUGCGUACAGAAUUUCUCCCAACACCUGCUAAGUCACAUUACAUAUUUAACCUCCGUGAUCUAUCGAAAUGUAUGCAAGGAAUUCUACAAGCAAAUUCUGGCAAUAUUCGAGAAAAAGAUCAAAUAAUGCGCAUGUUUUUCCAUGAGGCUCAUCGCGUUUUUCAUGAUCGCCUUAUAGAUAUAUCGGAUAAACAGCAUUUUUAUUCUGUUCUCUCGGAAAUAUCACAGAAGCACUUCUCGCAUGAUUUGAAAGCUGAAACUUUCGAAAAAGAUAUUCUCCUAUUCGGUGAUUUCUUGAAUACUGCUGCUGAGCCAGAAGAUAGAAUUUAUGAAGAAUUAAAUGAUCUAAAGAAAGUUGAAAGUGUUCUAAGCGAUUAUCUUGAUGAAUAUAAUUUAAAUUCAUCGAAAGAGAUGAAAUUGGUUUUCUUUGUUGACGCUAUACAACACUUGUCUAGAAUUGUGCGUAUAGCACGUCAAUCUCAGGGAAAUGCGCUUCUCGUUGGUGUUGGCGGCACCGGAAAGCAAAGUUUAACUAGAUUAGCGUGCUGGAUUUGCGGUUAUUCCUGUUUUCAGAUUGAGCUAACGCGUGGCUACAGUUAUGAUUCAUUUCAUGAGGACAUUAGAAAACUAUUUACUAUCGCUGGGGUUCAAGGCGAAAAGACUGUAUUCCUAUUUACUGAUAGUCAAAUUAUCACUGAAGAGUUUUUAGAAGAUAUCAAUAAUAUUUUAAACUCUGGAGAGGUGCCCAAUUUGUACAAUAUGGAAGAGUACGAGAAGGUUAUUGCGGCAAUGCGUCCCAUAUGCAAAGAUGCUGGCAUUAAUGAGGGCGAUCGUGACAGUAUUUAUCAAUAUUUUAUUAACCGAGUGAAGAGUAACCUUCACAUAGUUUUAUGUAUGAGCCCUGUUGGUGAGGCUUUCAGAUCGCGUACUCGUAUGUUCCCAUCACUGGUUAACUGUUGCACAAUUGAUUGGUUUACUGAAUGGCCUGGAGAAGCUCUACUGUCAGUUGCAGCAAGCUUUUUGGGAGGUACCGCUAUCGGAAAUGAUGGAUUAAAGAAAAACUUAGCAACUAUGUGUGUUAACGUUCACUCACAGGUGUCAGAAAUUUCGAAUCGGUACUACGAAGAGCUGCGAAGGCAUUAUUAUACCACACCAACUUCAUACUUGGAGUUGAUUAAUUCAUACUUAUCAAUGCUCGAAAAAAAAAGUAAACAACUAACUAACGCUCGGAAAAGAGUAAAAAAUGGUUUAAGUAAGUUGCUGGAAACGAAUGAGCUGGUAGCUAAAAUGGAAUCUGAGUUAACAGCAUUGGAACCAGAAUUGAAACAAAAAUCCGAGCAUACUGAAAAACUCAUGGAACAGCUGCAAGAAGAUCAGAAAAAAGCUGAUACUGUUCGCAGGGUAGUUUUGGAGGACGAGGCAAUUGCAAAACAAAAAGCUGAACAUACAUCUGCUAUUAAAGAGGACGCUCAAAGGGACUUAGAUGAAGCUUUACCGGCAUUAGAAGCUGCUAAAGAAGCUUUGAAAGCUUUAGACAAAUCAGAUAUUGCUGAAAUAAGAGUUUUUCAAAGUCCUCCUGAAAUGGUCCUAACGGUCAUGGAGGCAGUAUGUGUUUUAUUACAGGUAAAACCUGACUGGAUAUCUGCGAAACAAAUCCUUAAUGAUGCCGGUUUCCUAAAAAGACUAAUAGACUUCGACAAGAAUAAUAUACCAGAAGUUGUUCUCAAGAAAUUAAAGAAAUACGUAGAAAAUCCUAGAUUCAUUCCCGAAGUAGUCGAAAGAACUUCGAAAGCAUGUAAAUCAAUGUGUAUGUGGGUUCGGGCAUGUGAUUUAUAUGCUAAGGUUUAUCGUGAAGUAGAGCCAAAAAGAAUAAGAUUAGCUGCUGCUGAAGCAGAAUUAGAUGAAACUAAUAAAGCUCUGGCUGAAAAGCAGGCUAGAUUGGCGGAAGUUGAGAAUGAGAUUGCAUUUCUGCACGCAAAAUAUGAACAGAGCGUCAAUGAAAAAGAUAAAUUAACUAAAAAUAUCGCACAAACGGCGGCAAGACUUAAAAGAGCAUCAAAAUUGACGUCGGCAUUAGCUGAUGAGCAGAUCAGAUGGAAGGAGAAUAUUAAAAUUUAUAAUAACGAGUUGUCCAAUGUAACUGGUAAUGUUUUCGUUUCAGCUGCAUGCGUAGCUUACUUCGGUGCAUUUGUACAUUCCUACAGGGAAGAACUAAUGCUUAAAUGGAUUGAACAAUGCAAAGAUCUUAAUAUUCCAAUUUCGGAGAAUUAUAGUCUCAUUAAUGUAAUGGCAGAUCCUUUCGAAAUACGUCAAUGGAAUGCCGAUGGACUCCCGCGUGACCUUACUUCGAUUGAAAAUGCAAUUCUCGUUGCGCACACAAAAAGGUGGCCGUUAAUGAUAGAUCCCCAGGAUCAAGCAAGCCGUUGGAUAAAGAAUAAAGAAUUAAAAAAUGGUUUAAAAAUAAUUAAGCAGACUGACUCUAACUUUCUACGUACCCUUGAAAAUUGUAUGAGAAUUGGAAAGCCGGUUUUACUAGAAGAAGUUGAAGAGACAUUAGAUCCGUCACUAGAACCAAUUUUGUUACAGCAAAUAUUUGUACAACAAGGGCGAUCGCUGAUAAGAAUAGGCGAUAGUGACAUUGAAUAUGACAAGAAUUUCAGGUUGUACAUUACAACAAAACUGGCUAACCCACACUAUCUACCUGACGUUUGUAUCAAAGUUACAAUAAUUAAUUUUACCGUAAACAAAUCCGGAUUGGAAGACCAACUGUUAAGUGAUGUUGUACGUUUAGAGAAGCCUGAACUUGAAGAUCAAAGAAAUCAACUUAUUGUUCGAAUAAAUACUGAUAAAAAUCAAUUAAAAGUAAUCGAAGAAAGAAUCUUAAAAUUACUGUUUAACUCUGAAGGCAAUAUACUGGAUGAUGAAGACUUAAUUAAUACCUUAAAUGAGUCAAAAGUAACGUCAAGUGUCAUUUCUACUAGGCUUAAAGAAGCGGAACAAACUGAAGCAAAAAUUUCUGUAGCUCGCGAAAAGUAUCGCAGUGUAGCUACUAGAGGUUCAGUACUUUAUUUUGUUGUUGCAUCAUUGGCAGAAAUUGAUCCAAUGUAUCAAUAUUCACUAAAAUAUUUUAAACAACUUUUUAAUAAAUGUAUCGAAAAAAGCGAGAAAGCUGACGAUUUGGGCCAACGGUUAAAUACUUUAGUUACAAACUGUACUCAAACUAUUUAUGUUAACGUCUCCAGAGGAUUAUUCGAACGUCACAAAGUGGUAGCUUCAUUUAUGGUUUGUUGCGAUAUAUUAAAACAACGAGGAGAAAUUGAUGAUGGUGAAUGGAAUUACUUUUUACGUGGUAAUUCUUCCAUGAAUAGACAACGCGGUAAGAAACCAGAUGUAUCAUGGAUUACACCAGAAACCUGGGCUGCUUGCUGCAACUUGCAAGAAAAUCUACCUGCCUUCAAAAAUUUGUGUUCAGAUAUUACGAAAACUUCAGUAAGCAUCACUCUUGGAAGAACGAAACUAGAUUUAAAUCCUGCUGAAUGGGAAGGAUAUCAUCCUUUACCGUCUAUGCCUGCGACUAGCUCUCUGGGAACCUUUGAGGAUGAUGACAACGAGCAGGAUAAAGUUAGAGGUCAUUGGAAUGUCAGACUAACAAAUUUUCAGAAACUCAUUAUGAUAAAGGAAUUUAAAGAAGAAGAGAUGAUUUUCGCGAUAUUCGAUUUUAUAAUUAUGAAUCUAGGUAAAGAAUUUGUUGAGAGUCCAUCCACGGAUUUAUCGAUACUAUAUCAGGAUAUGAAUCAAUAUACACCUUUAAUUUUUAUACUAUCUACUGGAUCUGAUCCGAUGAGUGGAUUUCAACGAUUUGCGAAAGAUCAAGGAUUUAUGUCAAAGGUACAAUCAAUUUCUUUAGGUCAAGGCCAAGGCCCAAUAGCAGAAAAAAUGAUUUUAAGCGCAAUGAGAAGUGGAAAUUGGGUCUUUCUUCAAAACUGUCAUUUAGCUGAAUCUUGGAUGCCUUCUUUAGAAAAUAUAAUAAAGACAUUUACUCUACCAGAUACUCAUAUCCACGAAGAAUUUCGCUUCUUUCUAAGUUCAAUGCCAACAAAAGCGUUUCCAGUGACUAUCUUACAGAAUAGUAUCAAAGUAACGAACGAACUACCGAAAGGACUACGGUCAAAUUUGCGAAGAUCGUUCGCAGAAAUUGAUCCAGUAUCAUUUAAUGAGCACCUAUUAGGGACAGUAUGGCGCAAACUAGUAUUUGGUCUAUGCUUUUUUCAUGCUGUAAUUUUAGAACGAAAAAAGUUUGGACCGCUUGGAUGGAAUAUUAGGUACCAAUUUAACGAUUCUGAUCGUGAGUGCGCUUUAGAAAAUUUAAAAAUAUUCAUUGAUGAAGGACAUCAGCAGAUUGCGUGGCCAGCCUUAACUUUUAUAAUCGGAGAGAUUACCUACGGUGGUCGAGUCACGGAUAAUUUUGAUCAGAGAUGUCUUAGGACCCUUUUAAAGCGAUUCUUUUCACCACUUAUUUUAGAUGCAAAUCAUACGCUGUCUUCAUCAGGAAUUUAUUACGCUCCGGAAUGUAAAGACUUAACUUUGUAUCGGGAUUAUAUCGAACAGUUACCAUUUACGGACGAACCGGAAGUCUUUGGCAUGCAUAAUAACGCCAAUAUUUCGUAUCAGAUUCAGGAAGGAAAUCACUUAAUUCGGACAGUAUUGGAUGUUCAGCCUCGCAUCAUGACAUCUGCUAGUGGCCAGACAAGCGAUGAAAUUAUUCUAGAACUUGCAGACAAUAUUUUAAAGAAGCUACCUGAUAAAUUAGAUAUUACUCAAGGCGAGAAGUCAUUGUUUGAGCUUGACGACCUUGGAAGAUCAAAUUCAUUGACAGUUGUUCUCUCACAAGAAUUCGACCGAUUUCACAACUUAGUGAACGUAAUAAAGACCUCACUUGACUCUCUUACGAAAGCCAUAAUGGGUGUUGUAGUUAUGUCCGAAGAAUUAGAAAAAGUUUACGGAAGUUUCUUAAAUAAUCAGAUUCCUGAAUUAUGGGCGACUGCUGCAUAUCCAUCCUUAAAACCUUUAGGAUCGUGGAUUAAAGAUUUAAUAUUGAGAAUUCAAUUCAUUAAUACUUGGAUCAGUAAUGGAAAUCCCAAAGCCUUCUGGAUAUCAGGCUUUUUCUUUCCGCAAGGUUUCUUAACAGGGGUUUUGCAAAACUACGCUAGAAAAUAUAAUUAUCCCAUCGACCAGUUAAGCUUUCAUUUUUCGGUUUACCCACAAUACAUCAAUCAGGGCGAGACUUCAAAAACUGAUUUUACUAGUACUUCUCAAGAUACUAUUGAUAUUGAAGUACCUGAGAACGGAGUAUUAAUUCACGGAUUAUUUAUGGACGCAUGUCGCUGGAAUGAUGAUAGCAUGAUGGUAUCAGACUCCUUACCUGGUGAAAUCACUAGUAUUUUACCAGUGUUACAUCUGGAACCUAGAAAAGAAUGUAUCCCUGAUGAUAAUUGUAGUAAAUUUCCACUCUAUAAAACCUCUGCCAGAGCGGGAGUGCUAUCAACAACAGGACAUUCUACUAACUUCGUUGUGAUGGUCAGUUUACCAACAGACUUAGAUGAUGAUCACUGGAUUGCUAGGGGUUCGGCCUUGCUAUGUCAAUUAAACGAUUAG